AUGGUGAACAUUGCUGCUUCGCCCCGCUGCGCUUGUCUUUUCUCUCUCUUCGUUUCCUUUUGCCCAUUCAACACCGGGGUCGUGACCGCGACACCUUCGUUAUUAUACACUUCUACCCCCCUACCCCCCUCUUCAGAUUAUAUCUAUUGUCCUUGCACGCAAUCAGAAAUCUUUUCUUUACAUUUUCUCUGGAUUACUUUCACUUUCUCCCUCGAUUCCUUUACUUUCUCUCUGGCUUACAUUCACUUUCUCCCUCGAUUCCUUUACUUUAUCCCUGGAUUACUUUCACUUUCUCUCUCGAUUCCUUUACCCUCUCUCUGGAUUCCUUUUAAUUUCUCCCUGGAUUCCUUUAUUUUCUCUCUGGAUUACUUUCACUUUCACCCUCGAUUCCUUUACAUUUUCUCUGGAUUACUUUCAUUUUCUCCCUCGAUUCCUUUACUUUUUCUCUUGAUUACUUUCACUUUCUCCCUCGAUUCCUAUACUUUCUCCCUGUAUUACUUUCACUUUCUCUCUCGAUUCCUUUUCUUUCUCUCUCGAUUCUUUUUGCUUUCUCUCUCGAUUGCUUUUGCUUUCUCUCUCGGUUCCUUUUACUUUCUCUAUCGAUUUCUUUUACUUUAUUCUCAAUAUUUCCCCCGCUGUAAUGAUUCACACUCUUUAAUUCACCCCACGCUCUUCUUUUUUUUUAUAAAUUCUUACCUUUUCUCCUGCAUAAUGUUCGUCUCUCUCUCUCUCUCUCUCUCUCUCUCUUUUUCAAUCUCUCUCAAUCUCUAUCUAUCUAUCUAUCUAUCUCUCACAUAUUUAUUUUAUGUAAUAACCAGUUUCUCUUCUCUAUACUCUCUUCAAAAGCCACCGAAAUAUAGUCGUUUUCUUUAUCGUCUUCUAUUUAUUUUAUUUUGA
Messenger RNA from Acanthosepion pharaonis, 897 nucleotides. Lineage: Eukaryota; Metazoa; Mollusca; Cephalopoda; Sepiida; Sepiidae. The record is from the annotation of a GenBank genome assembly.